This is a messenger RNA of Homarus americanus (American lobster), 4837 nucleotides long. Its product is annotated as ubinuclein-1-like. Lineage: Eukaryota; Metazoa; Arthropoda; Malacostraca; Decapoda; Nephropidae. Gene Ontology annotation, cellular component: nucleus. The transcript has 22 exons. The record is from RefSeq and is a predicted model, not a curated record. The coding region runs from base 109 to 4590 and encodes 1493 amino acids.
UGAAUGCUAGUAGUGAAAGAUGGAAGGGAAGUGGUGUAGUGUUUGAAUGUUUGUCAUCCGAAAUAUCUAUCGUUUAUAUUAAAUUUGAAUGGAAAUAUUUGUAGAAUCAUGACGGAACCAAAGAAGGUAGCCUUUUCUACCCUUGGCCCUAUCAAGAAGGAAAAGAAAAGGGAGAAGAAGGUUAAAAGCUUGCGUAUUAUGUUGACACUGGCUGAGUCCAAUGAGAAGUCCUGUCCGGAGUUCAACUAUCGAGAACUGGUGUCUCAAAAAUUGCAUGAAAGAUUAGGCAAGAAGCGAUUGGGUGAUGUUAUCAAUGGUCCGGCUUUAGACCCGGGUGAUCCUUUUGCUACUGAUGAAGAUGCAGCACUAAAGGCUUUAGCAAAGCAAUUUGAGAACAGAUAUGGAGGUUAUACACCAAAUAGGAAAAAGAAGAGGAGAAAAGAAAACGACUUUUCCACACUGGGAGAAGGUUACGAUGAAACUGAUCCAUUCAUUGAUAACUCUGAUGCUUUUGAUGAAGUGGUACCUACACACAUGGAGACAAAACACAGAGGGUUCUACAUUAAUUCAGGGGAAUUAGAUUUUGAAAUGGUGGCAGAAGAAUCUGAAGAGGAGGAAUUUGUUGAGAGUGAUGCCGAGGUUAGAAAAAGAAAAAAACAGACUCGAAUUCUCUCAGAUGAAGAGGUAGAGAAUGAAGAGGUGGAGGAGGAGGAACGGGAAGGUAAUGAAGGGGAUGAUGAUGAGGAAGGCCAUUCUAAAAAGAGAAAGUUGUAUGAGAAUGGUAUUAUUCGUCACAAGAAACGCAAACUGGAUGAAGGCGAACUUUUGCGAAAGAGAAAAAAGAUGAUUGGUCAAUUCAAUGCUAAGAACCAGGAAAAGAAAGAUUCAGACCAAGAGACAGAAAAGGUUGUAAAUGGUAGUGAAAGUAAAGGAGAAACCCAGCCAAAUGAACAAUCUAUAAAAGCCAGUAUUGAGGCAGUGGUAAGCAGAGCCCGAGAGGAAGCUGGUGAGAAGAAAGAGGACUCUGAUGAGUCAGCCUCCUCCAGCUCUAAUUCCAGUUCCUCUGACAGUGAUUCUUCUGGAAGUUCGUCGUCUAGUGAUAGUGAUUCUGAAGGCGGGGAAGAGGAAGAAGAAGGUGCAGGGGUAGAGAAUGAAGAUGUAAACGGGGAAGGUGAAGAUGCAGAAGCAAACGAUGGCUGUAAUGAGGGUCAUGUCUCUGAUUGUGAAAAUAACAUACCACUGCCAGGCAACCUCCCUCCAGAUCUUAUACAGCUGCUUGGCACAUGGUGCUCGGCGCUCAGCUCUCACCACCAACAUCAAAACCCUCUAGCUAAGGUAAUAAACAGAUUGAAAGAGGAAGGUCGCUCAUCCAAGGGUUCCAGUCAGAAGUUCUUUACAGAUGCUGUCAAUAAAUUACUAUUAAGCAUUGAAAUAAAACUAAAUAAAAUAGGUGGAAGGAAGAAGACCCAGAUAUACAAUCAUCUUUCACAACAUCUUCCUUGUGGGACUCAAACUAUAGUAAAGCGUGCAAAGAACCUCUUGGCAGAGAGACAUGAGAGCAGAUUACAAGAACCACUGAAAAGAUUAAAGGAAACUGUAGAUUCUCACAUGCCUCCAUUGGUGGAACAGCAUGCCUUAGAUUGCCAGAAAGCUGCAGAGUCAAACCCCCAACAGUACUGGGAGCUGUAUUAUCACUUCUGGGGUGAAAAUGGAGUAACACAAAACAAAGAUGAAGAGGGUGAGAAGAAGAAAUGUAAACUACCAAAGAAGAAGUUUUUAUUCACAGAUGAAGUCAAAAAACUGUUGUGUGAAGUGGUGAGUGUAAGAGUCCAGUAUUGGCAGAUGUUGAGGAAACGGUCAGAAACUCCCGAGGAAAAUAUAAAGAGGUUUCUGGAUACUGAAGUUCGUCCCAUCUGGCCUAAGGGGUGGAUGAAUGUACACAUUCUCUUUAAGGAAAGUUAUGAAUCACAUGCUGUAAUUACGAGCAAAAGUUAUAUGAAGCCAGCAUCUGUCAAGAAGUCAGUGUCUCUGGGAGGUGGCAGUGUUACUAAUGUAUCAAGCAGUGUCAGCACCCAACCACCCAAGCCUUCUCUAAGUGCCACAGUUAUUCCAAAAAGCUUACCCUCACCUGUGUCUAGCACCUCAAAGGGAGAAGCAGUUAAAAAAAAAAUCUCACCCGGGGAACAGAAGGAGGUGGAGUCAACGGUAAAACCAGCAACAGAAAGGACUGUUUCCUCAAGUGGUGGUUUAAGUAUAAAGUCAGUAGAAAAAAUUAACGAAGAGGCUCCUAAAGCAGUUAUAGCACCAGAAAAAUUAUCGGAAACACCGAGUGAUAGUGGUGAUGCCACAAAAGACAACUCUCCUGGCAAGACACAAUCUAAGACUGUUUCAUCCAUUACGUCUGUAAGUGUUAUAGACUUAUCGAGUGAUGAUGACAAGACGAUGACAAAUAAAGUUUCAUCAUCCAAAUCGAAUCCAGUGUCUGGUUCUAGUAAACCAAAGGAUAAUAACACUUCAGAAAAAGACACAUCAGCUGUAUCAAGUACAUCAGUUAUUCAGAGAGUUAAUUCAACAUCAGAAGGAAAGAAAGAUGAUAACUUGGAGGAAGAAAUGAAUCUUGUUAUGAAUGAAAUACUCCAGAUAUCCAAAAAGAAGUCAGCCGAUGAUACUGUGGAUAAAACUAAUAAGGAGAGUGCAAACCAUUCAUCAGUGACCUCAACAACAUCUAAGCACCAGAACUUAUCACAAUCUCAAGUACAACAUCAACAUAAUAUCGUUUUACCGGCACACAAACACCACACGACACAAGGUCCUACCACGGUGGAUCAUCCAAAACAUAGUCCGCCAGUACAGCAGCAAAAACACACAACUGAGCAAACUUCACCAACACAACUCCACAAACAUCCAGUUGAGCACCAUUCACCUGUGCAACAACAAAUACAAUCACCACAACACCAUUCACCAUUGCAACAACAGAAACAAAAUAUACAACACAAUUCACCUGUGCAACAAAUGAAGCAAACAAUGCAACCAAACUCACCAGUGCAACAACUAAAGCAAACAAUGCAACCUAGUUCGCCAGUGCAACAACUAAAACAAACAGUACAACCCAACUCACCAUCACAGCAACUGAAGCAGACAAUUCAACCUAGCUCACCAGUGCAACAAUUAAAGCAAACAGUUCAGCCUAGCUCACCAGUGCAACAAUUAAAGCAAGCAGUUCAACCUAGCUCACCAAUACAACAAUUAAAGCAAACAGUUCAACCUAGCUCACCAGUUCAACAAUUAAAGCAAGUAGUUCAACCUAGCUCACCAGUUCAACAAUUAAAGCAAGCAGUUCAACCUAGCUCACCAGUUCAACAAUUAAAGCAAACAGUUCAACCUAGCUCACCAGUUCAACAAUUAAAGCAAGCAGUUCAACCUAGCUCACCAGUUCAAAACCAGUCACAAUCCCAUUCUUUGCAACAGCAUAACUUACCUCAUCCACCUAAGCAAUCACAACAGCAGCUAACUAUGCAACAGUCGCACCAUCAACAGGUGCAACAACAGCAGCAGCAACCCUUAAAUUUACAACAACCAAAGCCACAGCAAUCCUUAAAUCUUCAACCACCAUUGCCUAUGCAGCCACCUAAGUCACAACAGCCACUUAAUUUGCACCAAAGCAACCCACAGUAUCACUCCUCAUCACAACAUAAGACUUCAGCAGACUCCAGUCAUCAUAAGAAACAGUCACAACAAUAUUCACAUUCUCAUCAUCAACAACAAGUGCAGACCAAACCAAUAAACAUCAGUGUCUCAUCAUGGAACAAGGGGGAUAAGUCCCAUAACUCAAAAAGUUCUCCACCUAGUACAAACAAGACUCAUUCAUCUUGGGGAUCCAGUCAUGAAGUAUCUCCUUCCAGACAGAGACAGUCAGAAGCACCAAUUGUUUCAUCAGUCGAUCCAUUGGCUAACCUGAGGAUGAUGCACGGCCUCAGUGUGAGCAGUAUUACCCACAAAAAGACAUCGGCAGCUACAUCAGUUUAUCAUAGUCCUGCUGCACUAGCCACCUCUUCUAUUGGGACCUACAGUACAUCAGUCUCCAAGAAAAGCAGUGGAAGCAGCAGCAGUAGUACAAUUAGUACUACAAAUAACAUCCCGGCUCACAGUGGAUCUGCUAGUCUUGGGACGACUUCAAGUAAAACAAGUUCAUUAAGUUAUUCGUCAAGCCAGCCUAAACUUUCCACUUCAUCUCAUUCAUAUUCCUCCAGUUCAUCAUCCAAGCACUCCUCGAGCCAGCCCAAAACAAGGAACACCACAAGAUCUCGUAGGUUGGACCCAUAUUCAGCCUCAGUAAGUCAGUCACUGUACAGCAGUAUGACUCCAGACCAACAACUGAAUGCCUAUAAACAACUACAGCAGCAUCAUCAGUCAAAUCAACUUACACCUCAUCAACAGCAGGAACUCUGGCAGCAGCUAAAUGCGGGUGGUUACUUAGCUGGAGUGUCAAACAGUGAAAUGCUUAAGCUAAUGACUCAGAUGGGAAAGACAAUGGACUCCUACUCUUCAUCCUCACAACCAGGUUCUGGGCAGCAUCGUGGACAGUUCUGAAUGUAUUUCAGGUCUGGACUGUAAAAUUUAUACAUGAAUGCCUCGCAUAUGGAUAACAUGACACCUGGAAUGUACAAUAGUCUACUGAGCGGUAAGAGUCCAAUACAAAGAUUUAGAAUACUUGGAUUCUCGUUGUUGAAGAAUUCAAGUCUCUUAGAAGCUGCCAGUAUGAUGUGGGAAAGGUACAUGAGCUGUACACAAGAGAUAGUUAGUGAAGUACUUGUUUGUUUGUUUGUUUAUAUAUAUA